AGAACUAGUUACUUUUGGUUCGGAACGUCACUCGGUGAUAAAACUAAAAACUUGGUGAUAAUUCACUUUAGAAACGAAACAGAAACUUGUCAAUCACGGCGCUCGUCGGUCGUUUAUUUAGACGCUAUUUCGCGGUAGGUCCUAAACUCAGCAAUAUCAUGGUGGUGACACACAACGUCAAAGGUUACGAGGAGUUUUCCAAGAAGAUGGAGGAGCUGGAGAACGGCAAUGAGGCGGUCCACGUACUCUUUAGCGGCGGCAAGGACGAGAAUGGCCAGAGUUGGUGCCCCUACUGUGUAAAGGCGGAACCGGUGAUACACGACGCCCUGAAGAAGGCCCCCGGCAACUCACAUUUCGUUCAUGUGGAUGUGGGCGAGAGGAGCUACUGGAAGGAUUUGAACUGCCCCUUCCGCAAGGAUCCCAACACGCAUCUGAUCUUUUUGCCCACUCUGCUGCGCUGGAAGCAGCCGCAGCGCCUGGAUGGCGAGCGCUGCUCCAACCAGGAUCUCGUGGAGAUGAUGUUCGAGGAUGAGGACUAAGUUGCUGUGCCUGUCGUCUACACUUAUGCCUAAAUAUAUUUUGGAAAUCAAGUCGAAGUCAAGUUGGAAUACAUCAGAAUUAAUUAAAUCGUCCCUCAGUA
Drosophila kikkawai is the source of this 640-nucleotide messenger RNA. RefSeq names its product thioredoxin domain-containing protein 17 clot (gene cl). The record is from RefSeq and is a predicted model, not a curated record. Gene Ontology annotation, cellular component: cytosol. Lineage: Eukaryota; Metazoa; Arthropoda; Insecta; Diptera; Drosophilidae. Gene Ontology annotation, molecular function: protein-disulfide reductase [NAD(P)H] activity.